Molecule: messenger RNA, 1347 nt
Organism: Clonostachys rhizophaga
Lineage: Eukaryota; Fungi; Ascomycota; Sordariomycetes; Hypocreales; Bionectriaceae
Source: the annotation of a GenBank genome assembly
AUGUUGGUGCUCCCAAACCGCUACACGGACCCAAAGAAGUACACCAAUGAUCUAUGCGAAUUCAUCGCAACACCACUCAUUGAUCAGCUUACAGGAGGCAUCCAUGUAAAUGAUGCUCUCAUCUAUGGGGCUUGGGAGAGCUUGCCCCAAGACUGGACAAGUUACUGGUCGUCUUGGCCCGAUCAUCGCCUUGUGCAACAAGAUCUGCUUGAUAGCAUCGAGGACAGAGGGGAGCUUAUGACGACCGAGUCCUACGACAAUCAUGGCGAGCUUUUACAUAGCCGGCCAGAAUCUCUGGUCAACUGGCUGCAGAAGUUGAACUCACUUGCGCUCCCUCGAAGUGAGCGCGAAGGCCCGUUGGCUGAGCUUCCAGAUACUCUGACACACCGCAUGAAGACAAAGAAAGUUGCCGAGAUCUCAAAAGCGGUUGCUUAUGUGCAUGAUGUCUGUCAGCAAAAAGGAAUUACCCGUGUGGUUGAUAUGGGAUCCGGUCAGGGCUAUCUCUCCGUCAGUCUUGCAUAUCUGUUCCCGCAUCUGAAAAUCCUUGCCAUCGAUGGCAGUGACUCGCAGAUUGGUGGUUCACAGGAAUUCGCGACUUCACUAGGGAUAACCGAGAGCAGAUUGGUACAUCUAGUACAUUGGAUUGACGGAUCCUCCAAUCUUGCGCACAGGAUCGAAGAUUGGGCCGACGGACAAAAGUGUAUGCUUGUUGGUCUUCACGCUUGCGGAAACUUGUCAGAUCUCAUGCUGAGAUAUUUUACAUCAAUGCCCUGCAUUGAGGCAUUGGGGGCUAUUGGAUGCUGCUACAACCAUAUUAUCCCUCGCUCCCCCAGCCACCCUGAAGGGUUUCCCACCAGCUCGACUUUGAGAAAUCAUAACCUCACGCUGAGUGCCACGGCGCUGAUGACGGCCUGUCAAGCCCCAAGCAAUUGGGAACGGCGGCGGCUAUAUCGAGCAAUCCUAGAAAAGGUUCUAUUCGACAAAGGGAUCAAAGUAACUGCUGAACAACGACCAGCUUGGGGUAUUCGCAAAAGCGACAUGAUUGACUUCACCCACUUCGCACACAGGGCCAUGGACUGUUUAGGCAUCAACCGCGCAGAGAUUACGACCGAAGAUCUGAAGAAAUAUGAAGAGAAAUAUCGAAACUGUGAAGCGAGGAUAGCGAUCUUGUGGACACUCAGUGUUCUUUGCUGUAAGGUCGUGGAGAGCGUGAUUGCUCUGGACCGGUACUGGUAUCUCGAGGAACAAGGGCUAGACAAAGUGGAAGUUUUCCCAAUCUUUGAUGCUAAGGUCUCACCCAGGAAUUUGAUAGUUGUGGCACAAAAGAAUACGGCUAGACCGUCGUAA